GUGUCUGAGGCUUGUGGGUAGAGCAAGCGCUUAAAUACCAGACCUUCUUGUCCUUGGACGACUGUAGACACCUGGUUCAGACACUCAGGACAGGAACAUGGCAAGCCUGCAGACCCCGCUCCUGGCUGCCCUCGUCCUCCUUGCUAUGAUACUUCAAGCAACUGAGGCAGGGCCCUACGGCGCCAAUGUGGAGGACAGCGUCUGCUGCCGGGACUACAUCCGCCACCCCCUGCCCCUGCGUGUGGUGAAGUAUUACUACUGGACUUCAGACUCCUGCCGGAGGCCUGGCGUGGUCCUGCUAACCUUGAGGGACCGAGAGAUCUGUGCUGACCCCAGACUGCCCUGGGUGAAGAAGAUUCUCCAGAGGCUGGACCAAUGAGGCAGGCCCUGCCCUGAUGACCGUGGCCUUGGAUCCUCCAGGAAGGCUCACGGAGCCCUACCUCCCUGCUGUUACAGCUGCUCCCUGACACAAGCCUAUGCCAACAACUCUCAGUGAUCCCUGUGGCUGUCACCCUGAGUUAAGUCUCCAACUGUCACUCUCAUCUCCCCUCUUAUCCUUCCAAUCCAUCCUCUGUAACCCCCCCUCCCCCACCUCCCAGGCAGAGGGUCCACAAUCCUGGUCAGUCAUUCCCCUGCUUAAAAUCCUUCCAAGGCUCCCCAUUGCCCUAGGCCAAGGUCCGAGCUCCUCCAGGUCUGGGUCUCAUCCCCAGCCCUGCCUCAUUUCCCUUCAUGCAGUUGGACUCCGGCUUCCUGUUCUCCAAACACACGUCACACAUUUUUACUUCUUGCUCUUUUUCAGGCUGCUACUGACACCCAGAAUGUCUCCCCAUCAUCUACAUACGUCCGACCCCAUCAGGCCCCCAGGGCAUCACUCAGCCUAGGCAGCCAGUGAUCGAGAUUCACUUUGUAGACUUCCCUUGGUCCUCUGCCCACUUUUAACAGCCCUGAUCACAGCCAGCCCGGGAUUCUCAGGUCUGGGGAGCUUGUCCUCCAGCCCCAUUGGUUGGGCCAAGAUCCAUACCUGGGAUCCUUUGUCUCCCACUGUCCAGCACGCUCAGGGCCUGGAUCAGAAUCAGGGCUCAGUAAGAAGCUGCAGACUGAUAAAAGUAAAGUCCCUCUUCCACCUUCCCAAAGCCCUCACACAUCAAUACAGACUCGGGGUCAUCUAGAGAAGAGCUGGCAGGGUCCUCAGUUUUGCCAAGAUCCACCUUUAUUUCCCAUUUUACCUAUGUGUCAGGUCUCUUUAACCCUCUCGCUUCCCUCCGGUUUUUACUGCUCCUCCAACAGGCCUGACCUCUUCAGAAUCCCCCACUUUCCCUUCCUCUUUCCCCAAAUAGCUGCUAACUAAAUUCAUGCUAUGGUGUGAAUGACUACCCUUGGCUCCCUGGUAUUACAAGUUCUAUUUAUCUUUGUAUAUGAAAAGGAGGCAAAUACUUAAAAGGCCGCAUGAAUGACUGGAAGAAUUUUACGAACUGUGUGGGAGGGGGACAAGAUGGAGCUUUCCUGGCCCUUGAAGUGAAUAUGUGGGGUAUAGUUAAGUGAAAGAGCCUUGGAUUAAGGACAGGGAUUUAGAAUUUAUCUGCACCUCUCUGGGGACAACAGAUUCCCCAAGUAUCUGUGCUUGUUCCUUUCUGAGAGAGCCCGGUGCAGCUUGGCAGGGUGGUUGUUGCUGUAUGACCCGGAGGGGACUGUUUGACCUCUCUGAACCUCACCUGAGAAUGAGAAUACCCACCUUAUGCAGUUGCCGUGGGGCUCAUGUUCAAGUCACAAGGAAUGUGGCUUUGCCAGCCCUAAAACUCAGUGCUUCCAGUGCUUGUGUCCCCGUGCAGGCUAAGGUCAUCUGCCCACCACAGGCACUGAAAGUGUUAACCUGCCCACUGCCCAUGCACAGCGCCUUCCAGUGUUCUGGGUUCUCCCUCCACUCCUGUCCUGCCCUUGACCCUGCCCUUGCCCUUGCCCCUCAGGCCUUCUGGAAAAUAAAUCCUCUACAACAGUG
Molecule: messenger RNA, 1996 nt
Organism: Phacochoerus africanus (Common warthog)
Lineage: Eukaryota; Metazoa; Chordata; Mammalia; Artiodactyla; Suidae
Gene: CCL22
Product: C-C motif chemokine ligand 22
Exons: 3
Coding region: 98-379 (93 amino acids)
Biological process (GO): chemokine-mediated signaling pathway; monocyte chemotaxis; cellular response to tumor necrosis factor
Cellular component (GO): extracellular region
Molecular function (GO): CCR chemokine receptor binding; chemokine activity
Source: RefSeq, a predicted model, not a curated record